GCCAACGGCCUGCAGGACAACAUGCCCAAGUUCUAUUGUGACUACUGCGAUACAUACCUCACCCAUGAUUCUCCAUCUGUGAGAAAGACACACUGCAGUGGUAGGAAACACAAAGAGAAUGUGAAAGACUACUAUCAGAAAUGGAUGGAAGAGCAGGCUCAGAGCCUGAUUGACAAAACAACCGCAGCUUUUCAGCAAGGAAAGAUCCCUCCUACUCCAUUCUCUGCUCCUCUUCCUGCAGGGGCAAUGAUCCCACCUCCCCCCAGUCUUCCGGGUCCUCCUCGCCCUGGUAUGAUGCCAGCACCCCAUAUGGGGGGCCCUCCCAUGAUGCCAAUGAUGGGUCCUCCUCCUCCUGGGAUGAUGCCAGUGGGACCUGCUCCUGGAAUGAGGCCACCUAUGGGAGGGCACAUGCCAAUGAUGCCUGGGCCCCCAAUGAUGAGACCUCCCGCCCGUCCCAUGAUGGUGCCCACUCGGCCAGGAAUGACUCGACCAGACAGAUAAGGAGAGAGGGGAACCUCUUUCUAUCAAUUUUAUUUUACUUGUUCUACUUCACCAGGAGA
Messenger RNA from Molossus molossus (Pallas's mastiff bat), 560 nucleotides. RefSeq names its product U1 small nuclear ribonucleoprotein C-like. Bases 22 to 501 code for a protein of 159 amino acids. The record is from RefSeq and is a predicted model, not a curated record. NCBI's taxonomy places the organism in Eukaryota, Metazoa, Chordata, Mammalia, Chiroptera, Molossidae. Gene Ontology annotation, biological process: spliceosomal snRNP assembly; mRNA splicing, via spliceosome; mRNA 5'-splice site recognition. Gene Ontology annotation, molecular function: zinc ion binding; pre-mRNA 5'-splice site binding. The transcript has a single exon. Gene Ontology annotation, cellular component: U1 snRNP; nucleus.